Drosophila willistoni is the source of this 4197-nucleotide messenger RNA. It is a transcript of the gene Upf2, whose product is annotated as regulator of nonsense transcripts 2. The coding region runs from base 222 to 3971 and encodes 1249 amino acids. The transcript is spliced from 3 exons. The record is from RefSeq and is a predicted model, not a curated record. Gene Ontology annotation, molecular function: RNA binding; protein binding. Gene Ontology annotation, cellular component: cytoplasm; exon-exon junction complex. Gene Ontology annotation, biological process: nuclear-transcribed mRNA catabolic process, nonsense-mediated decay. NCBI's taxonomy places the organism in Eukaryota, Metazoa, Arthropoda, Insecta, Diptera, Drosophilidae.
ACCAACACUGCUUCUGGCAGGUAAGCAAUGUCAAUGAGAAACGAAAAACAAAUGUCAAAAAUUAUUUCGAAUAAACAUCGAAGUAGCUGCCUUGUUAAAACUUGAUACGGCAAGCCAUCAAAGUAUAACGAAUCAAUUCAAUAUCUGAAAUUCACUAAGCGAAUAUCAACAACAACAACAACAAACACACACAACAUUCACACAAGGAACAACAACACACAAUGCAGGAAGCCGCCGAAUCCAACGAGACUGAAUCAACACCAACAAUAACAGCAACAAAACCAAUUGAGGCUGGCGAUGGUGAAGGAGAUGGAGACGCGAAAUCCUCUGCUGGCGUAACAGAAGAUGGAACAACAACAACAGUCGAUGUUGGUGGCGGCGGCGAUGCAGCCGCCUUAGAGAUCUCCGAACGUGAUGAACUGCAACUGUUCGUCCGGGAACUUCAUGAGAAGAUCGAACACAAACGGCAGCUGAGAGAACAGAAUUCCAAUUUUGAGCUACCCGGCGAGAAGUAUUUUGCCCGGCUCGACUCGAGUCUGAAGAAGAAUACGGCGUAUGUCAAGAAAUUGAAAUUAUUUACGGCCAGCCAAUUGGAUGCACUGCUGCGAGAGUUAUCCGCCUUGAAUUUAAGUAAAUAUAUAUCGGAAAUAUGCACAGCCCUCUCCGAGGCCAAGCUCAAGAUGGCCGAUGUGCCGGCGGUGGUGACAUUGGCCUCCAAAUUGCACUCAACCUAUGCAGAUUUCGAUAGCCAAUUCUUGGAGGCCUGGCAAAAGACGCUCAGUCUGAAGGCCUCCGAGAAGAUAGUGAAUGCCAGCAAGUUACGUGUCGAUUUGCGUCUAUUUGCCGAUCUCGUCAGCUCGGGUGUGAUACACAUGAAGCCAGGUUUGGCCCAAUUGGGCAUCGUGCUGGUCCAAUUGAUUGGCCAGGAUAAGGAUGAUCAUAGUAAUCUAUCGAUUAUACUGUCCUUUUGUCGACACUGUGGCGAAGAGUAUGCCGGCUUGGUGCCCCAAAAGAUGCUCAAUUUGGCCCAGAAAUAUGGCGUAGAAAUACCAAAAUCCGAAUUUCUGCCCAGCGAUAAGCAAUCGAAUCUACGCUCAAUGUUGAAAAACUAUUUCAAGGCUCUGUGUAAAUAUGUCCUGGCCGAGCAGUCGGAAUUGAUGAAUAUGACAAAGAAUAUUCGUCGCACCAUGGAGUGCAAAGGUGAGAUAUCUACCGAGAAACGUGAGAAAUGCCAAAUGAUGCAAUCGAGCUUUGAUAAGCUAUUAACAUCGGCUCAAUCGCUAUCUGAGCUAUUGGGUGAACCCUUGCCAGAAUUGACUCAAGAGACGGAAUGUUGUAAUCCGGGCACUGUCAUUGAUAAUAUGCUGGAUAGUGCCACCUUUGGUACAUUAGAUCCCUGGGGUGAUAGUGAGACGUGUGCCUUCUAUACGGAUUUACCAGAUUUACGACAAUUCUUGCCAAAUUUCUCGGCACCCAAAGUCGAUUUGGAGCAAAUGGAAGAGCCCAGUGAAUUGACCGAAGAGGCCAUCGAUGCCAAUAUUGAUGCCGAUGAUUUAAACGAUUUAGAUGAUCCGCCAUCAACAGCAUCCGAUUCCAUUAUAGAGAAAGAGAUCGAAGAGCAGCAGCUGCAGCCACAGAAGCCCAUUAAAAUGGGUAAUGCUCUAAUGGAAUUGGGACGCCAACAGUUGCAGAAUCAAACGAAUCCAAGCCAAUCGCAAUCCCAGCUGCGUCAGCAAUUUGAUAUAUUCCUUGUGAAUCUCUUCAAUUGUGUCAACAAGGAGCUCAUCGAUUCGGCGGCCAUUGAAUUUCUCUUGAAUUUCAAUACGAAACCACAGCGUAAGAAGCUAACACGUACGAUAUUUAGUGUACAACGCACUAGAUUGGAUAUCCUGCCAUAUCUAUCACGAUUCGUGGCCAUUAUCCAUAUGUGUAAUACGGAUGUGGCCAAUGAUUUGGCCGAAUUGCUGCGCAAAGAAUUCAAAUGGCAUAUACGAAAGAAGAAUCAAUUGAAUAUCGAAUCGAAAGUGAAAAUUGUCCGAUUCAUUGGCGAAAUGGUGAAAUUUGGUCUCUUCAAGAAAUUCGAUGCAUUGGGCUGCUUGAAAAUGUUACUACGUGACUUCCAGCAUCAUCAAAUUGAAAUGGCCUGCGCCCUGGUGGAGGUCAGCGGUGUCUAUUUGUACAAUUGCCGGGACUCGCGACUCCUAAUGAACGUUUUUCUCGAUCAAAUGUUGCGCCUGAAAACGGCCACAGCCAUGGACUCGCGGCAUUCGGCGCAAAUCGAAAGUGUUUACUAUUUGGUUAAGCCACCGGAAUCCUCGAAACGUGAACUCCAACCGCGUCCCAUAAUGCAUGAGUAUAUCAGGCAUUUGAUAUUCGAAGAGCUGUGCAAACAGAAUGUCGAACGAUGCAUUAAGAUGUUGCGUCGCAUCAAUUGGCAGGAUCCAGAGAUAUGUAGUUAUGCCAUCAAAUGUCUGUCGAAAGCAUAUCUAUUACGUUUCCCUUUGGUGCGAUGUCUGGCCGAUUUGGUAUCGGGUCUGAGUUCAUAUCAACCACGUGCCGUUACCAUUAUCAUUGAUAAUGUGUUUGAGGAUAUUCGCGCUGGCCUCGAAAUACAUUCGCCAAGGAUGUCACAGCGUCGCAUUGCGAUGGCCAAAUAUUUGGGUGAAAUGUACAAUUACAAAUUGGUCGAAUCGACACAUAUACUCAAUACUCUAUAUUUGAUCAUAUCGCUGGGUGUGGUCAGAGAUCAGAGUAUUGUGUCGCCAUUGGAUCCGCCGGAUAGUCUAUUUCGUUUGAAAUUGGCCUGCAUGCUGCUGGACACCUGUGGACCCUAUUUCACCAGCCAAGCGACACGCAAAAAAUUGGAUUAUUUUUUGGUGUUCUUUCAGCAUUAUUAUUGGUUCAAAAAAUCGCAUCCCGUGUUUACGAAAUCGGAAAAUACAUCAGAUUUAUUUCCCAUACUAGUCGAUCAUGCGUAUCGUGAUUGUUUGGCCACUGUGAAGCCCAAUUUGAAAUUGUACAAAAGUCUGGAGCAGGCCAAAGAUGCCAUCGAUGAGCUGCAAGAGAAAUUGUAUCCACAAUUGAAGAAUAUCAAUAGCAAUUCCCAAGAUGCAUCAUUGGCCACCAAUAGUGAGGUCAGCGAAGUGGAUGAGGCGGCAACUGAUGAAGACACAUGCUCAUCGAAUCACCCACGUGAACGGCUGGCAGCCGGCUUAGAUGCCGAAAAUGCCAACGAUUGGACGGAAAAUGAAACGGAAUUGCCACCAACUCCGGGACCGCCAGAGAAAUCCAAAGAGGAUCUAGAAUUUGAGCAGAUGUAUGAGAAAAUGACAACAGAUUCGUAUCAGGAGCGUCUCAAGGAGCCCAUAAAGGCCACUGUCAAGGAUAUACCAGUUCCCAUAAUGGCGCGACAAUUGAGGAAACCCUACGAUCAUUUGGCCUGCAGCAGUUCCAGUUCCAGCAAUGCCGCACAGAUCUCAAAGGCGGAUGGUGGUCCCACGACGGCGACAGGUGGAACAACUAGGGCUAUUUCGGCGGCUGCACCUGCUGUUCAAUCGUCUGAUGGAAAUUAUGAAACUACGACGAGUAACAUUGCAUCCACUUCUUCUGGAGGUGGUGGUGGGGGAGCGGGUUCGGGAGCGGGAUCACCUUCUUCCUCAGGUGCUGUGCAAUUUGUACUUAUGGUGCGAGGGAAUAAAGGUGGCAAACAGCAAUUCAAAUCCUUUGUAGCGCCAUCUGACUCCCAUUUGGCCAUCAAUUUGAAAUUGCAAGAGCAAAAGAUACGCGAGGAAAAGGAGAAAGUGAAACGGCUGACACUCAACAUAACCGAACGGAUCGAGGAGGAGGAUUAUCAGGAGUCAUUGUUGCCACCGCAGCAGCGUAAUUUUAAUCAAAGUUAUUACCAGAAGCCAAACAAACACAAGUUCAAACAUCAGAAAGGUGCACCCGAUGCCGAUUUGAUAUUUCAUUAACCCUAAAAUAGAGAGAAACUUGACUCAGCUUUUGUAAUGGCAAACGAUGACAAAGACAAUCUGGACAUAUCCCUCCCUCCCCCCCCAUUAUCCUUCUGCAACGAAGACACACCUUUACACCUUUUUCUAUACGGUGUUGUUUUGGCUUGGAAGUCCUAACUUUUUUCUUGUUUUUAGAUAUUACAAAUUCUAUCAAUAGAAAAAAUCGUCGAGAAAUGAGAACGAA